Messenger RNA from Guillardia theta CCMP2712, 324 nucleotides. RefSeq lists its product as hypothetical. Bases 1 to 324 code for a protein of 107 amino acids. The record is from RefSeq and is a predicted model, not a curated record. NCBI's taxonomy places the organism in Eukaryota, Cryptophyceae, Pyrenomonadales, Geminigeraceae. The transcript has 6 exons.
AUGGACGAUGCUAAGUCAGACCUCGUCAACGUUUUAUCAAGAUUGGAGGCGCACUGGGUUGUGCUGGAAGCAGAACUAACAGAGAUCAACAAAGACAUCACACAGUGCGAGCAGUGCGUGCAGAAAUAUGGGGAGUACUUUACUUUUCCAUUGCAACACCUGAAGGAUCUCAAGAAGGCGAAGAAACAGAAGAUGAAGGAGAUCAUUCAAGCAAUGGAGGCUUUCAACGAGAACCUUGUAGGAGGAAAACGUCUGGUCAAGAUGCUAGAACGAGAAAUGCCCGUCGUGAGUGUGAACAGUACAGCCAAGAGCGGAAUGAAUUGA